AUGACUGUUACCUGCACUGUUAUCUUUGACCCUGCAGUUGCUCUGUCUCUGCUGCUCAACCUGGGUGAAGACACACACACAGAGCUGAAGAUGAGGAACAAAAACACUGUUCACAUGCUUUUGAAGAUUGUGGACCGUAAAGAUAAUGAGCUACUGCUGGUUGUUAUCACCAUCCUCAAGAAGCACUCUAUCUUCCUGGGGAGCAAGAUUGACAAUGAUAAACAGAAGAUCUUAGUAGUAGAGAAGCUGGCCCGUUUAGUUCCCAGUGACUACAAGGAGCUCCUGGACGCCACCCUGCGCCUCCUGUUCAACCUGUCUUUUGACACUUCUCUCCACAACCAGAUGGUCCAGGCUGGAUUCAUUCCCAAACUUUCCUCUCUGCUUGCUGAUGAGGGCCAGAGACAGCUCAGCAUGUCCAUUCUGUAUAGCAUCAGCAUGGACCACAAAUUUAGGUCCAUGUUUGCCGACACAGACUGCAUACCGCAGGCUGUCGCCCAAUUAACACCUCUGGAAAGCAACGCGCAGCCAGGGAACGCAGCUCCUCAGGCAUCUCCGGCGGCUAGCCCACCUCCAGUAGCCACACCAUCUCCGGAGGGACCCCUGCCCACUCCAGAGCCAUUCUCGGGUAAUGGCCUGAAGAUCCUGAUGAAGCGGGCGUUAAAGCUGAAGGAUGCACUGGUGAUGAAGAUGAUCAGGAAUCUGUCUCAGCAUGAUGGACCCACCAAACAUUUGUUCUUGCCUCUUAUGAAUCGGUCUGGUGACAAAACAUGUCAGCACUACUGCAGGGUGGAGGGUGAAGGUGGGGAGGGGAGAAGCAUGAUGAGGAUUGGGGGGAAAAAGAUCCAGGCGGAAAAAUUCCGCUUGCUCAACUGUAAGUGGUUAGAAAUGAUGGAGAACCACCAGGUGGAUGAACCAACCAGACAUGAGCACUCACACUAA
Molecule: messenger RNA, 939 nt
Organism: Pelmatolapia mariae (spotted tilapia)
Lineage: Eukaryota; Metazoa; Chordata; Actinopteri; Cichliformes; Cichlidae
Gene: kifap3a
Product: kinesin-associated protein 3a
Exons: 7
Coding region: 1-939 (312 amino acids)
Biological process (GO): cilium organization; microtubule-based movement
Cellular component (GO): ciliary transition zone; axoneme; kinesin II complex
Molecular function (GO): kinesin binding
Source: RefSeq, a predicted model, not a curated record